Molecule: messenger RNA, 945 nt
Organism: Auanema sp. JU1783
Lineage: Eukaryota; Metazoa; Nematoda; Chromadorea; Rhabditida; Rhabditidae
Source: the annotation of a GenBank genome assembly
AUGGGGACAGAUAUUGAUUCACAAAAUGGAGGAAAUAAUUCCUAUGUGGAAGCAGUUGUAAGACUCUCAGCUAUCAUCUGGCAGCACGAAAGAUUCCCAUGGUUGUGGAUAAAACCUAUUUGGUACUUGACAGGUCUCGGGUAUGAAUUUGAUCGUCUAGUCAAGCUGACAACUGAUUUCACACGAAAUGUCAUCGCUCAACGAAAAAAGGAAAUGGACUAUCAGGAAACACUGAAUGAGAACCAUGGAACAAAGCAAAAAGCAUUCUUAGAUCUCAUGUUGUUUAUGCAGAAAGAGAAUAAACUGAGUGAUGAAGAUAUUCGAGAAGAAGUCGACACCUUCAUGUUCGAAGGACAUGACACAACAGCUAGUAGUAUAGGCUUUACUCUUUGGUGGUUAGGUCAGAAGCCUGAAUGCCAUCGGUUGGUUCAAGAGGAAGUUGAUCAAAUAUUCGGUGAUUCUGAUCGCAUGCCAACAACGGAAGAUAUUAAGAAAAUGAUUUAUCUGGAGAAAUGUAUUAAGGAGUCAUUACGGUUGAUGCCCUCAGUCCCACUACUUGCUAGACGUUUAGAGGAAGAUGUUGAUAUGAAGUAUUGUACUCUGCCCAAAGGAAUGACUGUUGUUGUGGCGCCAAUGGCUUGCCAACGAGAUCCUCGAGAAUUCGAGUUUCCGGACGAUUUUCAUCCAGAACAUUUUGAUUUUGAAAAGACAGUCAAAAGAGAUCCUUAUUCAUACAUUCCAUUUUCCGCCGGACCACGUAACUGUAUUGGUCAAAAGUUUGCAAUCUUGGAAGAGAAAAUAGUUCUCUCGUAUGUUCUCCGAUAUUUCAAUGUUGAAACAGAAGUUCCGGCACCUGGUAAUAGACCAAUUCCGGAAAUCAUUCUGAAGCCAACGUUAGGCUUUUCUCUCAAAUUUACAAAUAGAAAAGAAUCUGUAUCAUGUUGA